AUGCGAAGGACAGGUCAAACAUUCUUCCUUUGCUAUCUUGGAAUCCAGACGUGGCUCCUUUUUGAGAUUAUUGUUAUGAUAACGCCCCCUGCUGUCGUUCAUGGAUUUUCAUUGGUAUCCUCUCCUCGUCAACAGAUAACCGACGCCAAAUGGACUAUGACGCCAUCCGUCUCUCUGUCACAGGCAAUAGAACCAUCAUCAGAUGUACCAGAAUCAUCAAGAGAUGAGGAUUCGUCAACAACAACAAUGACAAACAUACAAAUGGCCGCGUGGUGCCUGUCCCAACAACUCAUCAUGGUGUUGCAACGAGAAGAAUUGUCUUGGAGAAUACAACAAGAAGAGGACGACGAUGACGAUUUACAGUCCAUGGGCAGAAUCGCUAACAAGAAAAGAAAAAAGACCCAACAAAUGAUACGAUGGCUCAACACACGAUUGCUGUUUGGGUGCACGGCGUUGGAGUGGGUUCAACAACAAGCUGCAAGCACGACCACAAUGGACUAUGAUAAUUAUGAUUAUAACUACGAUAAGAUCGGUGAAGAUAUACAAGAGGAACUACAAGCCAUGCUGGACUUUAGUGAGUUUUCUUCGCCUUUCUUGGAUGACGAGGGAGGCGAGGAAUAUUUUGAUUGCGACGACAACUUUGCCCAAGAAUUUGGAACAGCAAAUAAUGUGUCGAGCGAAGACGAAAGGGAACUUGAUUCGUCAGAAGCACAAAUGGACAACGUCCAAGAGGAAUCGCAAUCUGGCGCUUCGUUACCAAUCUUCGACUUUGGAAAGCCACUCGAAAUUGUACAGUCGGAUGUUCCACCGUUGCGCAAUUGUUAUCCAAUGACAGCAGUGACAAACACGGAUUCUUCCAAUUUGAGGGACAGCAGGGCAAUCAAGAUAUUGGCCGACGAAGAAGAAUACAGUCGAGCCUUACUCUUUCAUGAUCGUGAUACAACAGAUGAAGCGGACGCUAUGAUUGAACAUCAAGAGGACGACAAAGAAGAUGAUGGUCUGUGGCCGGAAACCAGCAGUUCCAUUGAUUUUUUGGACGACCAACCAACAUUCGAAACUUCAAACAGAUACUCUAUCAAACAAACACCAGAGAUCCAGUCCAAUAGUAAUAUGGAGGGAACGAUAACAGAACCUUUGACUCCUCAAAUCAUCCCCAUGAAUGAUGAUGAUGAUGAUGAUGAUGAUGAUGAUGAGAAUGAAAGAUUGGGAAAUGGCCUCGACCACCACCAACAACAUCAACAAUUGAUCCUUGAAGCGACCAUUCAUGAUAUCGAUGUGACAGAGGGCAAAGACGCCAUGCCAGCUAACGUAUUGACAAAACAGUCAGAGGAAAUGGAUUCCCUUGUGGUCCAAGACGGACCAGUUGUGGACGAAGAACCAUCAUCGAUAUCAACAUCCAGCGCACUAUCACACGCUGAUAAAAUGAAACUAUACAAAGCCUCCGCUGUAAUUGCACAUUCCUUUCCAACCAACGAUUUCGAUCCUCCAAUUUGGACCCGAAAUGGAAAUCUACAAACGAUAGGAGGUUUCUUGGCGAGAGGAAAGAAUCCUGCCUUGGUCGAAUUCGAAUGGGACGAACGAAAGCGGAUGGAAACCCCUGACGGUGACUUUUUUGUUGUGGAUUGGAAAUUCUCGGAUCUGGAUGAGCAUGUGGGGAGACCUUCCAGCGAAGUGCCGCUUGUAUUGUUAUGUCAUGGCCUGCAAUCCAAUUCAGAUUCAAAUGUGGCCAAGGAUAUGGCUCGAGCAUUCAACAGUGUCGGAAUGGAUGUUGCUUGUAUCAACUUUCGUGGUUGUAGUGAUGAAAUUAAUCGUGGGCCGCUUGGUUAUCACCUCGGGUUCACUGAUGAUCUAAAGCUCAUGCUAGAACAUGUUUCACAGUCUAGAAACGGAAGCAAACUAUACCUAUCGGGGUUUUCCUUGGGUGCCAAUGUUGUGACAAAGCUCUUGGCAGAAUUGAAAACUGACGCUUUGACGAAAUACAACAUUCGGGGUGCUGCUGUUAAUGCACUACCGUUCGAUUUCCUCAAGGUUGGUCCCAACUUUAGUGACGAGGGCCUCACGAAAUCGUUGUAUGGAGAUGGACUACUGAAAUCGCUCACGGAAAGAGUGCUGGAGAAUUAUGAUGAUCAAAACUAUACCUUCUCGAAAGAGGAACUCAUGGAUUGCAAGACGCUGAGAGAAUUCGACGAUCUUGUGGUCUGUGAUGUUUACGAUUUUGAUGGCGUUGAUGACUACCAUCGCAAGUGCAGCACCAUCUCUGUUUUGGACCAAGUAGCGGUACCGGAACUUGUGAUUCAAGCGUUGGAUGACCCGUUCUUUCAAGGAAAUACAAACCCGACAAACAAUCCGAGCCAGCCUUUGCGAAUUCAAUACACGGAGCAUGGAGGGCAUUGUGGAUAUUGGAGAAAUGAAGGCCCAGACCAUGAUGCAACCUGGAUGCCCUUGCAACUCGCCAAGUUUUUGAAGCAUGUCGAUGAGCAGCAGUCUUCACUUCAUGCAUUGUACGAUGUGGAGUCAGAAGGUCACGACAACCCGGCAGACGUUGAUGACACCAGAAAACAAGACUUGGCUGAAGAACGACGACAGCGAGCUGCCUUGGUGUCCCACUCCUUCCAGGUCAAAGAUUACCGUCCUGCUUUAUAUGCAACAAAUGCACAUGUACAGACUGUCAUGGGGGCCCUCUAUCGCAAGGAGACCAUGUAUGCUUCUUCGGAUUUACCUUCCUUCCUCUCUGGAAUUUCCAAGUUCAAAGGUGCGGUUGGAGGAGAUGGUUUUCAGUGGGAGAACUUUCAUUGGGACAGACGUCAACGGCUAGAGACUCCCGAUGACGACUUCUUUGAUGUGGACUGGAAAACUUCCGGUGUCAACUUUGCAUCUGACGACACCCCGUUGGUUAUCAUUUGCCACGGCCUGCAGGCCAGCUCGGACAGUCCACUUGUCAAAGAUAUGGCGGAAGCAUUCCUAGGCCAUGGAAUGGGGGCAGCUUGUAUGAACUUUCGUGGAUGCGGUGGUGAGGUCAAUCGCACUCCUCGCGGAUAUCACCUCGGGUUCACAGACGAUCUACACCAACUUGUUACACAUGUGAAUACCGUCUACCCCAACAAACGCAUCUACUUGUCCGCAUUCUCACUGGGUGCGAAUGUGGUAACCUCCUUUCUCGCCAAUCUCGGUAGCGACGCGCAGAAGUACAGCAUUGCUGGCGCGGCGGUAAACGCGUUGCCAUACGAGGUUUCUAAAUCGACCAUGAAUCUGAAUUCGGAUGGUAUCACUAAGACUUUGUAUGCUGAUCGUAUAUUGGAAUCGAUGUACGAGAGAAUCGAAGAGAUGUAUGACUAUGGCAUUGAUUUUCCAUUUGAACGGGAGGCCAUUAGAGAUUGCAAAACGAUUAUGGAUAUGGAAAAUUUGGUAAUCGCUCCAUUCUUUGAUUUCGAGGAUGCCUGGGAUUAUUACGACAAAACAAGUACCCUUCGACGGCUGGAUGAAGUUGCCGUUCCAGAGUUGGUGAUUCAAUCGGAGGAUGACCCAUUUCUGCUUGGUCAGUCACAUGUUGCGAACAAAGCUGACAGGCCACUCAGGAUUCAUUACACCAAACACGGCGGCCAUUGUGGUCACGUCUUUCACGCCACUGAUCACGCUUAUCCAACUUCUUGGAUGCCAACCGAGUUGGCAAGAUUCCUCGCGCAUGUGGAUUUGUCCUUGAAAGUGGAUAAAUUCGCAUUUUCAAGUCAAUACAACCAAAACACUGAGAAAGAAAUUCUAAAUUAG
Cylindrotheca closterium is the source of this 3765-nucleotide messenger RNA. NCBI's taxonomy places the organism in Eukaryota, Bacillariophyta, Bacillariophyceae, Bacillariales, Bacillariaceae. The record is from the annotation of a GenBank genome assembly.